Molecule: messenger RNA, 2125 nt
Organism: Xenopus laevis (African clawed frog)
Lineage: Eukaryota; Metazoa; Chordata; Amphibia; Anura; Pipidae
Gene: gbx2.S
Product: gastrulation brain homeobox 2, gene 1 S homeolog
Biological process (GO): regulation of DNA-templated transcription; regulation of nervous system development; regulation of transcription by RNA polymerase II
Cellular component (GO): nucleus
Molecular function (GO): RNA polymerase II transcription regulatory region sequence-specific DNA binding; DNA-binding transcription factor activity, RNA polymerase II-specific; DNA binding
Source: RefSeq, marked provisional
GGGAGAGAAGAAGCUGCACAUCCAGGUCACCAAGGAAGAGAGAAGAUCCCACCACACCGACUGCAAGUGGCAAAGCCCCGCCAAACACACAGGAACAAGGAUCUGACAGUACAGACAGAGAGGAAAGUCCCCAUUUCUGCUGGAAGAAUCCCAACCACAGAAGGAGAGAGUCCACAGAAAGUAUAAAGUGAUAGCUGCGAGUGCGGCCAAAAAGGAGAGAGAGAAAAGAAGGAAAGAGAAGGAAAUCGUAACUGCAAGGGGCAAAGUGAGACAAUUCAGAGGAGACAAUCCCUGUGUGACCCACACAGAACACUGCUUUGUAUAUCGGACUUUGGCAUCCAUCACCCACUUCUACCCUAUUGCUGGCACUCUAUCAAUGGUCACUGUGACAGACUGUGGCUCUGGUGCCUACUGAGGGCUGUUCUAGUUGUUUGUGCCCAACUUUGGGAGAAUUUUUUAGGCUUUCUUUGACUCCCAGUAGCUUAUAUGAGUGCAGCCUUUCAGCCCCCUCUCAUGAUGAUGCAGCGUCCCCUGGGCAGCAGUACAGCCUUUAGUAUAGACUCGCUGAUAGGGAGUCCACCACAGCCCAGUCCAGGACAUUUUGUAUAUACUGGAUACCCCAUGUUCAUGCCUUACCGGCCUGUGGUCUUGCCACCGCCACCACCCCCUCCUCCAUCUCUGUCUCAAGCCACUCUCCCUUCAGCGCACCCUCACCACCAGAUCCCCAGCCUGCCCAGUGGAUUCUGUUCUAGUCUUGCCCAGGGCAUGGCACUCACCUCUACUCUCAUGGCUACGCUGCCAGGGGGAUUCUCAGCCUCCACCCAGCACCAAGAGGCAGCCAGAAAGUUUGGAGCUCAAAGUCUCCAUGGAGCAUUUGAAAAAAGCGACGGGAGUCAGUCAGACGGAGAAGAUGGCAAUAAGACCUACAUAACCAAAGAGGGCACCUUACUGCCUUUCUCUACUUCGGAAGCUUCUCUGGGUCCAGUCCGUGGGCAGGGGAAAGAGGAGUCUGGGAAAGAAGCAGAAGGAAAGGGCAAGGAGGAUUCCUACCUGAUGGAUAGUGACCUGGACUACAGUUCAGAUGACAAUAUCUCCUGCCAAACUGCCCACAAAGAAGAAGACACCCCAGAAGAAAGCCCCCCAAACUCAAACCCUUCUAAUAACAGCAACACCAGCUCCACGGGGAAGAACCGGCGGAGGAGAACUGCCUUCACCAGUGAACAACUGCUGGAACUAGAGAAAGAGUUCCACUGCAAGAAGUACCUGUCCCUGACAGAGAGAUCCCAGAUCGCACAUGCGCUCAAACUUAGCGAAGUCCAGGUCAAAAUAUGGUUCCAGAACCGCAGAGCCAAGUGGAAGAGGGUCAAGGCCGGCAAUGCGAACUCCAAAACUGGGGAGCCCUCUAGAAACCCUAAAAUUGUUGUUCCCAUCCCAGUCCAUGUCAGUAGGUUUGCCAUACGGAGCCAACACCAGCAGCUGGAGCAGACAAGACCCUGAAAUGGUCAAAGGACAACAGCAAAGAAAUCCAUUUUGUGGCCCUCCAGUUGUUAAUCUACAUCUACCAUGUAAUUAGACAGUGGUGGAAGUUGUAGUUUUACGACAGUAAUAGGGCCAUAAUAUGGUCAUCCCUGGACAAUGAACAAAUUAGCCACGGGGUCAGACAAUGCAGGUUGUUGGUUGCCAAUAACCAAUUCCCUCCUAGACUUUCCAGAAAGACCCCAGUACUGAUUAUGUUAAGAAGGGGUGAUUUUUGCACUUGAGGAGGCUAAAAGGUUAAUUCUUCAGGAACUUAAUUUUAUGUAUAGAUAGAUGGAAGCUGGCCACAUUUAAGGGAUGGCAGGUAAAACCUCUUAAUUCUAAUAUUAUGGACUUGAUAUGGACAGAGGUUUAGUGAGAACCGGAAACGGCCACAGGGUUGUGUUACCUGCAAUGGAAAGUGCUGUGGGAGCAAAGUUAAUUCCAUAUGUUGGUGAUGGUGAAAAGAAUAUAACAUCACCCCUUGGUACAAUAUCCUUUAACAAACUGAACUUGUUUUUCUAAACUCUCCCAGAGCCUCAAAUUAUGUUGUGGUUAAUUUAUUCUGUGUUGCUUAUUUCUUAUAAGUUAUAAAACUUGAAAAAAAAAA